AUGGACGCCGAAUACGCCAACUAUUAUACCAGAGAAGUGAUGCUUAUUCUGAUCCGUGAGUUCCAAUCGCCCGACGAAGAGAUGAAGAAAAUAGUCUUAAAAGUGGUGAAACAGUGUUGCGGUACAGACGGUGUCGAACCGUCUUAUAUCAAAGAAGAGGUUUUGCCACACUUUUUCCGCCACUUCUGGAACCAUCGGAUGGCACUCGACCGCAGAAACUACCGACAAUUGGUGGACACGACUGUAGAGAUUGCCAACAAAGUGGAAGCGGCGGAAAUAAUUCACCGAAUAGUGGAUGACCUGAAGGACGAGAACGAGGCGUACCGUAAAAUGGUUAUGGAGACCAUUCUCUUCUAA
Molecule: messenger RNA, 357 nt
Organism: Medioppia subpectinata
Lineage: Eukaryota; Metazoa; Arthropoda; Arachnida; Sarcoptiformes; Oppiidae
Source: the annotation of a GenBank genome assembly